AUGGUGAUAAGAGGUGCAGACCCUAUCGUGGAAUGGGAUGAAAAUGGUUAUAUGAUCGCCGGAGCUUUCCCUACUUUGUUUAUGAUGGGCGGCGACAUGAUUCCUUCCGGAUCGAUUUCACAUGAUUUGAUUGACCACUUGAUGCGCUAUUACGAUGGAAGAUUUGAAAACAACGUCACACUUAUCGUGACACUCUUCAAUCAGCUGCAACGGUAUGCUGCGGUGCUAAAAGCAGCCAGGGCUUCAACAACACAUUUAGAGACGUUGCGAAAGCUGGGCCAAUUAGCAAGUGGUGUCAAUUUUAAGAAGUCUCUGCUGGCGGCCAAGUACCAUCCUGAUUCGCCUGCAGCCAAACGACUGAACGCAAGCUUACUGCGGAUAUUGCCCGUCGUUGGGGGAACUAUUCCAUUUUCACCUUUCGAGCGUGCUGGAACACGUCCCAAACUGGCUGCUAUGCGUUUUCGUUUUGGACUUCAGCAGUUUUGGAUAACUGUAGCACCACCAGAACAGGAUGAUUUACAUUACACCGGAUCAUGCUUCUCAUACAGUUACAUGCGUGGAAUGAUGAGGAGUGUACGUGUGGUCAGUCACAAUGCCGGUGGGUGCAGUUACCUAAAAAUCUGA
This is a messenger RNA of Phytophthora nicotianae INRA-310, 624 nucleotides long. RefSeq lists its product as hypothetical. The record is from RefSeq and is a predicted model, not a curated record. The transcript has 2 exons. The coding region runs from base 1 to 624 and encodes 207 amino acids. Lineage: Eukaryota; Oomycota; Peronosporomycetes; Peronosporales; Peronosporaceae.